CUUUGUUACCGAAAGCAUAGUUAGUAGAGGGGACUGGUUGUGAAACUCGGCAAACUUCAAAGGGCCAGCCUUUUGUUUCGCGUUUGAGGUUGAAUUGCACCAUCACGUGACAUUGACCGUGCACACGCCAAACUCAUUCCCAAACAAUAUGGCGGACAAGAACGAUUUGUUUAUCAUUCGAGAUGAUUUUGACGCUAUUUUAGGUAUUUUGGAAGAAGAAGAAGAGCUUGGUGAACAGUCUAGAGAAGCUGCAGUUGAAGUUCAACUUGAAAACGUGUGCGAACUGUGCCACAAGAAAUGCAAAAGUAAGAGCGGACUAAAACGACACAAGACAGAUAAACACAAAGAUACGAGAGAUGCUGAGAAGCAAAAAGAAGGAGGACAAGAGAGCUAUUUAACUUUUAUAGCUCAUUCAAGAAUUGUCGAAAAAGCUAAACACAAAAUUGCUGACAACAAAAUCUAUCCAAAAUCAAUGAGAGACGAACUAAGAUGCUAUACCUACAACAACGGUCUGCAAGACGUAACAGCUGGAUUCUGUGAUAUUGAAGACCUAUAUAAACGCUUGAUAACGUCUGGAAAUGCUGAAAGAUUAUAUUCUUCCUUCUACUCGACCAUAGCUCUGAAUGCAGUUAAGCAUUUUGAGGGAUUAUCAAGGAACGCUGCUACAGUACACUAACUAUGCCGAAAGAACCCAGUUAAAUGCAGCGCAUGCGUAGUAAG
Messenger RNA from Orbicella faveolata, 720 nucleotides. RefSeq lists its product as uncharacterized. The record is from RefSeq and is a predicted model, not a curated record. NCBI's taxonomy places the organism in Eukaryota, Metazoa, Cnidaria, Anthozoa, Scleractinia, Merulinidae.